Suncus etruscus (white-toothed pygmy shrew) is the source of this 486-nucleotide messenger RNA. RefSeq names its product formation of mitochondrial complex V assembly factor 1 homolog (gene FMC1). NCBI's taxonomy places the organism in Eukaryota, Metazoa, Chordata, Mammalia, Eulipotyphla, Soricidae. The record is from RefSeq and is a predicted model, not a curated record. The coding region runs from base 50 to 391 and encodes 113 amino acids. Gene Ontology annotation, cellular component: mitochondrion. The transcript is spliced from 2 exons.
ACUCCGGAUUGCGCAGGCGCGGUGCAGCGAGGGCGCCCGGGAGGGGAAAAUGGCCGCUCUGGGUACACCGGCGCGCACUCUCCGGGGUCUGCUCCGCGAGCUGCGCUAUUUGGACGCGGCCAUGAGCCGGCCCUACCGAGAUUCGGAAGCCUAUCGGUACCUCUUGAAGGCUUUUCGUGCACAUCGGGUCACCAGUGAGAAGUUGUGCCGAGCUCAACACCAGCUUCAUUUCCAAGCUGCCACCUAUCUCUGCCUGCUUCGCAGCGUUCGUGAGCAUGUGUCUCUCCACGAGGAAUUUCAUGGCAAGGGGGAGCGAUCCGUGGAAGAGUCUGCUGGGUUGGUGGGACUCAAGCUGCCCCAUCAACCUGGAGGGAAAGGCUGGGAGUCUUAAAGAUGCCGAGAAACUUCCUCCUGCUGCCCUCUUGCCAGAAUGGGAUUAUUGUACAAAUAUGUAUUUAAUCAUUAAAUUGUUCGGAAAGUUUAUGA